Molecule: messenger RNA, 1516 nt
Organism: Sturnus vulgaris (Common starling)
Lineage: Eukaryota; Metazoa; Chordata; Aves; Passeriformes; Sturnidae
Gene: CYBA
Product: cytochrome b-245 alpha chain
Molecular function (GO): heme binding
Source: RefSeq, a predicted model, not a curated record
CCAGCGGGAAAAGCAGCGCCAGCCCCAUCGGGCCGAACGGGACGGGCAGGACCCCAUCGGGCUGAGCCCAGCAGAGCCGAACCCUCCGGGCUGAGCCGAACCGGGAGCAGCCGAACCCGCUCGGGCCGAGCCGAGCGGAGCCGGGAGUAGCCGAAGGCGCUCGGGCCGGCCGGUUCCGCUGCGGGCCAUGGGGCAGAUCGAGUGGGCCAUGUGGGCGAACGAGCAGGCGCUCGCCGCCGGGCUCAUCCUGCUGACGGGCGGGAUCGUGGCCGUGGCGGGGCAGUUCAAGGGCUGGUACUUCGCGGCGUAUUCCAUCGCUGCAGGUGUCCUGGUGUGCCUGCUCGAGUAUCCCAGGAGCAAGCGGAAAAAGGGCUCCACUAUGGAGAGGUGUGGCCAGAAGUACCUGACAGCCGUGGUGAAGCUGUUCGGGCCCCUCACCAGGAAUUAUUACAUCCGAGCCAUCCUCCACGCUGCCCUGGCUGUCCCUGCUGGUUUCCUCCUCUCCACCAUCCUGGGCACCGUCUGCCUGGGCAUUGCCAGUGGCAUCUACCUGCUGGCUGCAGUUCGAGGGGAGGAGUGGAGACCCAUCGAGCAGAAGCCCCGGGAGCGGCCACAAGUGGGGGGCACCUUCAAGCAGCCCCCCAGCAACCCCCCACCCCGGCCCCCCCCCGACGCCCGCAAGAAGCAGCCGGAGGUUGGGGGGCAGGUGAACCCCAUCCCUGUGGAGGUGGAAUAAUGGGGGAUCCUCCUGCCCUGCUGCCCUGCUGCUGCUUCCCAGCUGCUCCUGGAUCCACUGCAGGGAUCCCCAAAACCUCGGGGAUCCCCGAAACCCUGCGGGUGCUGAGCUCCUUGGUGUGGGUCCCCAGUUCCUGGUGAUGCUCAGAUCCCUGGGAUCGUCAUUUCCCCCUGGGCUCUCCAGCUCCCCAAGGGGUUCCCAAAUCCCCAGUGAUGCUUUGGGCAUCUCCAAAUCCCCAGCAAAGCUCAGCUCAUUGUAGGAUCUCCAUCUCCUGGCGAUCACCAAAUCCCCGAAGAUGCUCAGUUCCCAAAUUCCCAGUGAUGUGAUGCUCCCUGUGGGGUUUCCAGUCUCCAGGGGUUUCCCAGCUUCUGGAGAUUCCCAAAUCCUUGGGGCUGCUUAACUCUGUAUGGGGUCUCCAGCUCCUGGCCCUCCCCAGAUCCCCAAAAAUGUUCAGCUUCCUGUGGGGUCUGCAGCCCUCAAGGGCUUCCUGGCUCCUUAGGAUACCCCAAAUCCAUGGGAAUUCUCAGUUCCCUGUGAGUGUUCUGUUUCCAGGGGCUCCUCAGCUCCUGGGAAACCCCAAAUCCCUGGGCAUGCUCAGCUCCCUGAGGGUCCCAACUCUCCAAGCACCCCCCAGUUCCCUGGGGACUCCCCAAAUCCCUGUGGAACUCCAGCUCUCAGGGAAUCCCCAGCGCUGGGGGGGGAUCAGGGAGCUCUGCUCUGUCUCUCCCUGUUUUUUUGUCAUUUCUGCAGUUGCUGUUGCAAUAAAAAGUGGGAAAGGCA